AUGGCGCACCACAGCCAUGCCGACCAAGAGCUCGAGCAGCGCAACAGGCUCCCCACUUUGAUGGAAGUACUGGGAAGAAGGACACUGGCACCAGUUGACCUGUUUUCAUUCUAUAUUUACAUGCGCGAUCAACAGCGCUCAGUCGACUAUCUUGACUUCUGGCUCGAUGUAUCCCAGCACAUGUCCCUUUGCCGACACUAUGUCCGAGAACUACGACGAUCAAUGCUCGUCGAUACGCCCGAGAUGGAAAAAGCUACGAGUAAGAGGUCGUCGAAUUUCUUCGAGUCGUUUGAUAUUGGUGAGGGUAUGGACACACGAAAGAGCGGACAGGAGUCAAGAGUGUCCGCUAUCCUGAGGUCAGAUAAUGGAGGGCGCAAGAAGCCCAGUAGCAGAGACGGCGGCAACGGCAUGGAACGUUCACCAUCCCAUAGUUUGGGAUCUGCACAUUCGAGGAACUAUAGCCGCCCGUCUCCAGGAUCGGAAAGACCGUCUCCAGGAUCCGAACUGCUGCCCCAGCCGACUUACUCGACGCCCGAAGUGCGAACUGACUCGAAUUCCCCGGGCCACAGUGUUGCUAGAGCUGAUAUCAAGGCCAGUGCCGAGAAGAUCUUAUACACAUUUGUUCUGCCCGGCUCGGAACGCGAGAUCGUGCUGCCAGACACGAUGCUGAACAAAAUCAUACGCGCCAUUGAGGAGGAGGGACGCGAUGAUCCGGAGGUCUUUGACGAUGCGAAGGACUAUGUCUUCCAGGCUAUGGAACGAGACGCCUUCCCGGGAUUCUUGCAGGCCAAGGCUCUGGGAAAUCUGGUGCCGCUCAGUGUCCUCAUCAGGCUGAUCAUCGGCCUGACGAGCUUGAUGGCUGGCUUCUGGGGCGGAUAUUACAUGAUUCUGCGGAAUGAGUCGAGGAGAACGAGGUGUUGGCUCAUCCUACCGUUUGUCAUCGGCACGUACUUCCUCGUGUCUUACCAAUACAAGCUCGACAUCCUGGCCGCGUACCUGGGCUUCUCCGAGUAUACGUGGAUGAACUGGUCGAGAGUCAAGGAGCCUUUUGUACGUAGGUUGUUGUUGACUCGCGCCACGAUGGCGUUGACGAUGUUCUUGGCCACGGCGGUAGGGUUGAGCGUGUUGUUCAUCUUUGUGCCCGGCACGAACUUUUGA
Messenger RNA from Exophiala viscosa, 1158 nucleotides. RefSeq names its product RGS domain-containing protein. Gene Ontology annotation, biological process: intracellular protein localization. NCBI's taxonomy places the organism in Eukaryota, Fungi, Ascomycota, Eurotiomycetes, Chaetothyriales, Herpotrichiellaceae. Gene Ontology annotation, cellular component: plasma membrane. The transcript is spliced from 3 exons. Bases 1 to 1158 code for a protein of 385 amino acids. The record is from RefSeq and is a predicted model, not a curated record.